Messenger RNA from Trichobilharzia regenti, 551 nucleotides. Lineage: Eukaryota; Metazoa; Platyhelminthes; Trematoda; Strigeidida; Schistosomatidae. The record is from the annotation of a GenBank genome assembly.
CACCUAUUCAGCACACAUUGUGGUAAAAUGUUUUCACUUAGGUCAAAAGCGAACCUUAUCAUACUCGUCAGUCUGUGCAUAGUCAAUAUUAUGAAAAUUGAAUCAGCUCUGUUCACGCUUCCGUUGGUAUUCGAUAGUGACGGAGAAGUGUUUGUCGAAUUUACCGGGGUGUAUUAUCAAUUGAGUGAGGAUUUGAUAGUAACAAUUGAACAUAAGGGCUGUAGAUGGACAGUUGACAUGACACAACCUCAUGGAGAGGAACUGAUAACCAAAAGAGGCGUUCGUGAAGGCACCGUGCUGUGUGAAGGUGAAUCUUCACCGUGAAUGGACGAAGUAAGGCAACAUUAUGAAGAAAGUAACAUUUGACUGUAUCUGAGUAAAAACACUACUAAAACUGCAGCAGAAAUGUCAAUAAUACACUUCAUAGUCAUUGCAUAGCUGAUAAAUAGUUUCAACUCUGCUUAGAUGUUAGUAAAAACGUUUUAUGAACACUCUAUAUUCUUCUUCCUCUCUCUGCAAAUUAUUUUUCUCCAAUAAAGGUUUAUUCAUAA